CGGGCGCGCGGGGAGUCGGCCCCGGGCGCGCGCUCCCCGCCUCCAGCCCCGAGCGGCUCGCGGCCGGCUCCGCGCCGCAUCGCCUGGUGCACGCAGCGCAGCGCCGCGGCCUUUCGGCAGCCGAACAGCGGCGGCGGGUCAGGACAAAGAGGUGUGAGCAGGCGCUGGGCCAGCUAGUGCCGCCAUGGCAGAGAAAGUGAACAACUUCCCACCACUGCCCAAGUUCAUCCCGUUGAAGCCAUGUUUCUACCAAGACUUCGAGGCAGAUAUCCCUCCCCAGCAUCUCACCAUGACGAAGCGCCUCUACUACCUCUGGAUGUUGAACAGCGUCACGCUGGCCGUGAACCUGGUGGGCUGCCUCGCGUGGCUGAUCGGAGGCGGGGGAGCCACCAACUUUGGCCUCGCCUUUCUCUGGCUCAUCCUCUUCACACCCUGCUCCUACGUCUGCUGGUUUCGGCCUAUUUACAAAGCCUUCAAGACCGACAGCUCCUUCAGCUUCAUGGCAUUCUUCUUCACCUUCAUGGCCCAGAUGGUCAUCAGCAUCAUCCAGGCCGUGGGCAUCCCAGGCUGGGGUGUCUGCGGCUGGAUUGCCACCAUCUCCUUCUUCGGAACAAACAUUGGCUCAGCAGUUGUGAUGCUCAUUCCCACCGUCAUGUUCACGGUUGUGGCCAUCUUUUCCUUCAUCGCCCUCAGCAUGGUUCAUAAAUUUUACCGGGGCAGUGGGGGGAGUUUCAGCAAAGCUCAGGAGGAGUGGACCACGGGAGCAUGGAAGAAUCCGCAUGUGCAGCAGGCAGCCCAGAAUGCAGCCAUGGGGGCGGCCCAGGGUGCCAUGAGUCAGCCACAGACUCAGUAUUCCGCCACCCCCAGCUACACAUACUCCAAUGAGAUGUGAACCAGCCAAGCCUACCAGGAGGCAGGGCUGGGGCCACUGGGACAGGGGGCUCAAGCCACAUCAUCUGUUGUGGUGACCAAGCAGGGUUCCCCCUUCCCUUUUCUCCUUCUCCCCCACUUUGUAUAAAGAAUCAGAGUUAUAUAUGUAUAUAUGUAUAUGUAUGCCCCCUGCUCCCCACCUUUUGGAUUCUGCUCUUGGCACUCCAAGAGCUGUGGGCUGCACGUGGAGCUGUCCUGUGUGGCAGUAGCUGUCCGUGUCCCCUCGUGAAACAGUGUGCAGUGAAGGUCUCUUGUUGUGGUGCUAGAUGUAUGUUUAGAACUAAACCAGCCCUCCACCCUCACUUGUCCCUUCUUACCCUGGCCCAGGGACCCUUCAUGGGGUAGGGGGAGGAAUAGCAGAAAGCCCAGCCCCCACCAGGGUCAUGAGCUGAGACUGUUACCACUUUUGGUCUUCCUGGGAAGCAACAGUAUUUAGCACUCGUGGUAGUGGCAGGUGGAAGGGUGAGGACAGGCAGGGGACCUCCCCUUGCUCCUCCUGAUCCAUCCAGUUCUCCCCUCCCUCGGCCUCUGUCUCCCUCAUCUCUUCCCUGCUGUCAGAGUCCCUGUGCUGUCUUCCCUUGCCCAGGGUAUGUUUUUCUCUUUCCUAUGUGGUUUUUGUUUUCCCUAAGGCUGAGUAUCUCAGUUGUAUCUGCUCCUGAGACUGAGCCCAGAUUCCUAAAUCUGUUCUGAUUCCCAGAUAUAGGAAGCUGACAGGAGAGCUGAGCCUUAGCCCUGAUGUGGGAGGGGAACACAGCUGGAGAGGCAGAGCCCACCUGGGUCCCUGACUCUCAGGGAGUGAAAAACGCAGGGUUGGUCUUGGCUCUGAGAGCUCGGCCUGCAGAGGCAGGCUCCUCUUUUCUCUCCCCCCUUCUCCUCUUCCUCCUCUCCCCAGAGGCCCCUGGUGCCCCUCUGCCCAUGGCCCUCUGCCUCCUCCUCAUACCCAGCUGCUGUGACUUAAUUCUCCUACCCCGACCCCACUAUGUGCCAGGUGGCUUCUGCUCUUGUGGAUGGCACAUUCCACUGCCUUCCCUGAGGAGCUGGGUCGUGUCCGGCAGUUGUCAGGUGUAAAGGCGCAGCUGGAGCAGAGGGCAUUUCAGUAAUUAUUGGUCCCCACCCCACUGGGGUGUCUAGGUGUCUCUGAGUGAUCACUGGAUUCCUGGGAGCAGUAGCUGUUCUGUUUGGGUCUGGUAGGAGGGCCAGGGCUUGGAGGGCUAGGCCUGGAGGGAAGGUCAGAGGAGAAAGCAGGUGGGGCCCAGUGGGAGGGGAGCACGCCUCCCCCACCCUGGCUUGUUCUUGGUCAGAGGGUACUUCUGGGCACUUGAACUCAGGGCCCAGGAAAAAGCACAGGCCCAGUCCUCGCUGUAAGCACAAUGGCCUAAAUAGGAUUUCAGGUUAGGCAGGGUAGGAGGGGAGGCUCUCUGGCUUUAGUUUAGGUUUUUUUUUCCUAAAUCAAGAAAACUUGUUCCCCUCUGCCUACAGACCUUGGUUCUUGGCCCUUCCUCACCCUGUCAGAACCUCCUUGCCUUUUCAGGAAAGUGAUUUCAAGUUCAUGGGGCUGUUCUGUUCCAAGCAGUGUGAGAACAUUGCUGGUAGAGGCCCCAGCUCUGUCUGAGACCUAGAGUGGAGUGGGUUCCCAAGGAGCAGAACUGCCCAUUUCUCACUUUCCCUUCUCCCAGCAGAAGCCUACCUGGGCUAUUUGGACAAAAAAACCAAACCCCACUUGGCUACUCUGGGCUGACUCCAGCUUGGAACCCAACACCUGGGCUUCUAGGCCACCCUGAGCUUUGAACUCAAGGUACUUCGAUGCCCUAUAAGGGGAGCCAGGGGCUUCUGUUUCCCAAUGGUCCCUUAGGCUUGGACCACAGAGUAUAAUUGCUUCUCUGCUCUCCCAUUUUCUUUCAGGAAAGCAGUUGUCACAGCCCCUGGCACCUGCAAAGAGACCCUAGGUCUAGGCUUUUCCUCCCCUUUCCUCUCCCCUACCCCAGACCUCUGGCUCCCUUUUUAGUCUCUCUGAUAGCUCCAGAGAGGCUGUGGUCCAGCUGCCAACUUAGCAUCCAUCACCAGUUGGGUAUCAUCUUCAAUUGAUUUCCUGUGCUACCUGCCUCUCUUUCCUGGCCCAGACCAAUAUGCUCACACCCUGACUCUACCCUCAGGAAAGCCCGUUACCCAUGUGUGGCCCAGGUUUGUUCAGGCCCUGAGAUACUGCAUCUCCAGGCAACUAUGCACUUCCCUGGGAAAGGAACUAGUGUGAGAAGUGGGGACUGAGCACAGAUUCAUCUCUGCAGGAUGGUCUGGCGUGGGAGUGGGGUAGAGGAGGGCCCGGGCCAGUUCUGGGGAUUUUCAGGUCUGCGGCCUGCCAGUGACCUGCUUUGGCAGUCUCCGGGUACCCACUGCUCCUCUUUGUUUCUGGGAGAUGGAUCAUCCCCCAGGUGGCAGUUGACCUGCCUGAGCCAAUGUGUAUGUUUGUGGUAAUUGAGUGAACCAUAAUAAAGGGAACAUUUGGCCCUGCG
Microcebus murinus (gray mouse lemur) is the source of this 3440-nucleotide messenger RNA. It is a transcript of the gene SCAMP5, whose product is annotated as secretory carrier membrane protein 5. The record is from RefSeq and is a predicted model, not a curated record. NCBI's taxonomy places the organism in Eukaryota, Metazoa, Chordata, Mammalia, Primates, Cheirogaleidae. Gene Ontology annotation, biological process: protein transport. Gene Ontology annotation, cellular component: recycling endosome membrane; trans-Golgi network membrane.